Gasterosteus aculeatus aculeatus (three-spined stickleback) is the source of this 2727-nucleotide messenger RNA. It is a transcript of the gene krtcap3, whose product is annotated as keratinocyte associated protein 3. The record is from RefSeq and is a predicted model, not a curated record. NCBI's taxonomy places the organism in Eukaryota, Metazoa, Chordata, Actinopteri, Perciformes, Gasterosteidae.
AUUCAAAGGUGAAUUCCCUGACGUCAUACAGGAAGUGGACAGAGAGACGUUUUUUCUACUUCUCAACUGUUGCUUGAACAAUACGGUCAUUAAUUUCACGGAAAGGCGCGGAACAGCAGAGAUGUGCACGUUUGAUAAGGACAAAGGGCCAAGGAGGCUGAUGAAAAAGGGAUUAACACUAAUCCUAGUUGGCCAUAUUAACUUCAUUCUUGGAGCUAUUGUCCAUGGCAGUGUCCUCCGCCACAUUUCCAAACCCAGCCAGCACAUCUCCACCGAAUACACCGUAGCCAACAUCAUUUCGGUCACUUCUGGCCUACUGAGCAUUGCCACUGGGAUUAUCGCCAUUGUGGUGUCGAGGAACCUUCCUGUGCUAAGACUCCAAAUAGGACUUCUCAUUGCAUCCUUCCUGAAUGCCCUGCUCUCAGCAGCAUGCUGCAUUGGGCUCCUCUUGGCCAUAAGUAUCACUGUGGCCCACAAUGGGGAAGGUUUGUUGCUGGGAUGCAAUUUCACAGAUGUGCCCAUCAAUGCUCGGUCACCUGUCAGUGCCAAGUGCCCGUUUGAUACCACACGAAUCUAUGACACCACCCUGGCACUGUGGAUCCCUUGUGCACUCUUGUCAGCAGUUGAGAUUGGAGUGUCGAUCUGGUGCUUCCUUGUGGGACUGGCCCUCAGAGGGCUGCCACCAUGCGGGAACAGCUACAUCAAAGAGCAGUUGGAGGUAGAAGCUGAGUGCGGCCCCCAAGGCCGACGCCUGAUUGGGAAACACUUGAACUCUGACCCCUAACUGAACCAAAAGCAGGAAGGACGCCCCUCUGAUGUUAAGCGGAGCUAAAUCACAAAAGGCAUUGCUGCACCUGUAUUUAGACCAGUCGAUUUUCCCCCAAAGUCAGCUCGGUGAGUUUCACAGUAGAACUGGAGUGAAUUCAGUUUUGGGAAAGUGGUUCUGGCUUUGCGUUAUUAUUCAGCCACGUGCACUUAUUCAAUGCUCCCUUGUUUUCAUUUAAUAAAAUAAAAUAAAAUCCUUUAAUCGGUAUGUGAAAUGAAACUAAUGGUAAAUUAAUCUACAUUGAAACAUAAAAAAAUAGAAACAUAAAAAAAGAACCUGUAGAAGCAGUCGAAAUAGUAUUCGGCAGAUCCUUCUAGUGAUCCUUUUAGUGAACAUAUGCCUUACGCUUGUGGAAGCUUAAAUUAAAUUUAAAUCUAGUCUUAUUAGUAUCCAUCUAUGACCGUAUAGGUUUGAUAGUGCCAUAUGUUAUUUCUUUCACCAUUAAGAAAUUGUUAAGAAACCCAUUUUAUUAUCCAGCUAAAAUGUUUUUCAGUAAUUUUAUUGAAUGAAAGUAUAUUUUAUUUUAUAAGCACAUAUUUUAUUGUUUGAAAUGUUUAGAAUGUUGUACUGUUGUUAUCAAUUUAAAAAUUCUGUUGCAUCUGAGGUACAUUCAGAAAACCAAUACUCCUCAAGUUUAGUUUGUCCAGAAAUAAAGAGCAAUAUGUUCAUGUCCUGUAAGUUAAAUUUUUCGUUUGCCGUAAAACGCAAGUUAAUUCUAUGCAAAUAAAGUAUUUGGCUCAAAAUUAAAUUGAAUAUGCUAAAUUGUACUUCUUAAAGGUCAUUUAUAUUUUAUGCAUUGCUGUGGAUAUAUUUUACAGCUAAACCAGUUAGACACACUGCCUUUUUGAAUUUCAUAUAACAAUAGUUCAGAAAGAAAACGCUAAAUGUGAAAAAGGCUCAUAAACUAUAUACAUAUAUAUACUGUACUCCACUAUACUGUGGUUGAAUGUCAAGUGGGGUCAUAUUAAGAGGUUAAAUCAGUAUCUGGGCCAGCCGUCUCCACUGCCAAAGACCCCCCACAAGGCAGCGGCAGAGAAGAUCCGAUCAGCGUGGAAACGGUUAAUCUAAUGCCAUGCUCAAUUGUGUGGAAAGGAAUCAUAGCACGCACUACUAAUCCUCAGGCUCUAAGGGAUAAAUAUUGACAUCGUGCUGACUGACACAAUCCCAACAAAUCUGUUUUGCCAUUUCAGAGUACUCUCAUAAAAUGUAUAGUGGAAAUUACAGUAUGAAUAUGUGGUAAACUUGAUUAUGGAAAAAUUAACUGAAUUCAAGUCCUAUGUUGUGGUGUUCUUCUAUGUUGGCAUUUUCACAAAUGUUUGAGUGCAUUAUCAUGUAGUUCUUGCAGACAUAUUUUCGUAGGAAUUAGUUAAUCUCUAGCAAGUUAACUUAGAAUGCAAUCAAUUUAUAAAUAAAGAUACAUCAAUAUGUAUAUUAUUUAAUAUCGAUAAUUGAUAUUCUAGCAAAUGGAUUAUUGUGAAUCUUUUUAUGACUUACUUUGUCAUUGAUUAAAUGAGCAUGUGUUUUCCAGUGCUUUUUUCAUUUCUAUAAAAGUGUCAGUUUUAUAGAAAUGAAAAAAAACACUGGAAUUUAUGGUAGACUUGAAGUGCCCUGAAGAGGCAAAAUGAAUAAAACAAAACCUGUGGUGAUUGCAUUGUUGUUUCCUUACAAGUCUGCUAAGCUCUUGAAAUAAGUGGAGUGGGGCAGCCUAAUCGGAAAAAACAAGUGUCAUCAUUAAUCUUUUCCCCUGCUACAGCAGAUCUAAAUACAUGAAACAUGCAUUAGUUGUUUGCCUGAUUGCCUGAGAACAUUUUCUUUUUUUUUUACAUCAUUAUUUUUUUUGUUUUAUGGUGUUGUAGUGAAAAAAUGUAAUGUAUAAUCUUUAAUAAAGGUUUUUUAUGUUA